This is a messenger RNA of Rotaria sp. Silwood1, 1485 nucleotides long. The record is from the annotation of a GenBank genome assembly. Lineage: Eukaryota; Metazoa; Rotifera; Eurotatoria; Philodinida; Philodinidae.
AUGUCAUUAUCAUCAACGGAUACCACUUUAGAUUUAGAAAAACAAAUUCAUGAAUUCAAAACCAAAUCAGAAGAUAUUGAAAAAAGAAUAAAUCUAAUCCAACAACAGCUACAUGAUAUCAUUUAUCAAGAUAAACAAAAUUUGACAAAACAAUUGAUUACAAUGACAAAUGGAUUAGAACAUUAUCAGAAUGAUUGUCUUGAAAAUGAUAUUGAACAAUUAAGAAAAGAUAUUGAGGGAUUAAAAUCAAACCUAGACGAAAUAAAUCAUGAAAAUCAAACAAUGAAAUCAUCGUCAACAAAUUUUGUAUCAACAAACGAAGAAAAUCGUUUACAAUUUGUUGUUGGUAUUUCAAGAAAUAGUGCAAUACAACACGCAGAUGACACAACAGCACUAUCUCAUCGAUAUCUCAAACAAAUGAGUCCAUCGAUCUUAAAUAUAAAUGAAAGUGAACGUGUUCUAACCGAAGAAGAAGAAAUGAUAGGGGUUAUCAAUUUUAAUACAACAUCAAGAGUUAGUCAUAAGAUACAUCUUUCCCAUAACUAUAUUCGAUGGAUACGAGGUCCCGCUAAAAUAAUGAUUCAUGGUAUCACACACGUGGCCGACGUGUAUACACAAGGAAUGCAUAUCAGUGAUGCUGUUGCACAAGCUGUCAAGCAAGGAUUAGACAAACAAAAGCAGAAUGCGAUGACCAAGAAUUCGUUAAAGUCAGCAUUUGCCAAAAUUACACCAGAUUGGAUGUUUGAAGGCGAAAAUGCUGAUCGAGGUUUCAUUAGCGCAUCCAUAUGGAUGCGUGAUCCUCAAGGUCAAAGAAUUUUAGUCAAAACACACGGACAUCCAUUAUCUGCUGUCAAUGAAUGGCUAGCCUAUAUUCUAGGAAGAUCACUUGGUUUGCCUGUUAAUGAGGUGCAGAUUGCGAUUUAUCUAAAUAAACUGGUUAGUUUACAUACCGAUAUUGCGAAUGAAAAUGAAAAGAUUAUUACAUUCAUGGAAUUACCAAAGCAAACAAGAAAAUCUCUAUUGACUUAUCCAAUAAUAGAAUCUAUGGAUCUAUUCGAUCAUAUUAUACAAAAUGUAGAUCGUACUCCACGAAAUAUUUUAAUUACGAUGCCAAAUACAACUGCUAUUACUGAUGAUACUUCAACAUGGAAGAUACAUCUAAUCGAUCAUGCUUUCUGCUUUGGAGUAGGUAAACGAGAUGUCAUUAGUGCCAUAGCCUGCAAGCUUCAUAGUAAACAUCUUUCGGUAGUUAAAUUUGAUCCGAUAGAUGAAGGAAGAAAAUUUGAACGAUACCUCAGCAAACUACCGAUAGCAGAUCGCAAUUUAAUAAGAAACACGUUGAACCGAUUUGCAGCAAUUACUGAUGAUCAAUUUGAUAGUUGGAUGAACGAAGUACAUGAUCUUCUAUCAUCUAGUCAAUACAAUCGUAUACAUGACGUCUUAUGUCGACAACGAGACAUUGCAAGAUACUACACGGUACAAUGA